UAUCCUGACCCUUUCAUGGAGCCACUCUUUGGAGUGGGUGUAUAUCAAAUGGGGGCUGUGGUUUAGUGGUAUAAUGUUCCCUUAGCAUGGGAGAGGUCCUGGGUUCGAUUCCCAGCUGCUCCACAUCUUUUUGCAUCCCUCCCCUCCGUAGGGUGUGUUUUUUUGGCUUCAUUAUCGCAAGUUGUUGUGUGGGUGGUGUUGCCACCUCGAGUGUACACACACUUGUGGGAUAUUCGGUGCACGUGAUAUUUUUAUUCGGCUGUUUAUUAGGGCUAGCUAACAACCAACGGGCAACAACGAUACAAAUAUGGCUUUUUGGAUUGAUUUUGGGAAUCGUGUAUGAUAUGAUGUAUAUGUUGCAUAUAGAUAUAGAUAUUACAGGGGGGGCGUUUCACAAUCGCAUAUUGAUUACCCUAGUUCUUGUAUGUUAACCCUAACGGGGCCUAAUCGGGCAGCUUCUGGUGACAAG
Molecule: messenger RNA, 469 nt
Organism: Aspergillus ochraceoroseus IBT 24754
Lineage: Eukaryota; Fungi; Ascomycota; Eurotiomycetes; Eurotiales; Aspergillaceae
Exons: 1
Coding region: 87-431 (114 amino acids)
Source: RefSeq, a predicted model, not a curated record